Molecule: messenger RNA, 3699 nt
Organism: Populus euphratica (Euphrates poplar)
Lineage: Eukaryota; Viridiplantae; Streptophyta; Magnoliopsida; Malpighiales; Salicaceae
Product: filament-like plant protein 7
Exons: 6
Coding region: 359-3565 (1068 amino acids)
Source: RefSeq, a predicted model, not a curated record
ACAGUACGGACGUUAUUUUUCCAAUUUACAGACUUACAGUGACAGACAGUGUUGUCUUAAUUUCUCUCUCUUUAUCUCUCUCUUCUUCUUUGAGGGCUCCCCUUCGUUCAUUAUAUUUGUCGGCAGGAUCAUAAGCAUUGCACGUUGUGAUAUCAAUUGUGUUUCUGUCUUGCAUUCUCUUCUCUUUAUUCAGAGCUUCUUUUCUUUCUAGUUUUGAGUUCCAUAAAUCUGAUCAAGUUUUCUGUGCAUCGAUCAAGAUGUCGACAUUUCAUGGUUUAAUGAUCCACUCAUGUUAAAUGUUUUUAAUGUUCAUGAAGAUUUCUAGUGAUUUGAAGUGCUGGCUGUAGUGAGUGAAGUCAUGGACCAUAAAUCAUGGCUGUGGAGGAAGAAAUCUACAGACAAGAUUGUUGCUGCAACUGAUCCUAGAGUUGAAAUUUCUUCAAAAGAAGAGGAGAUACAGACACUCUUGGAUAACAAGGCAGAAUUGGAGAAUGAUCUGAAAAUUUUGAGUGAGAAGCUUUCAUCUGCCCUGUCUGAGUGUAAUGCCAAAGAUGAUCUUGCAAAGAAACAAGCCAAGCUGGCAAUGGAAGCCAUGGCAGUCCAAGAGAAAGCAGAAGCAAAAGCACUGUCUCUAAAGCAAGAAUUAGAUGAAGCCUUACAGCAAAGAGCUGCUGGAGAAGAAAGAUUGACUCAUCUGGAUGCAGCCCUCAAGGAGUGUAUGCAGCAGCUACGUUUCGUUCGAGAAGAGAAGGAGCAAAGGAUUCAUGAUGCUGUGAUGAAGACAUCCAAUGAGUUUGAAAAGUCCCAGAUGAUUCUGGAAGAGAAGCUGGCAGACACUGGUAAAAUGCUUGCGAAAAUAGGUAUUGAGAAGGCUAAUCUAAGUAAGGCUCUCUUAGAAAAAGAAAGGUUGGUUGAAGAUUUAAGUAAGCAAAAGGCUCAGGUGGAGGCAGAUUUUAUUUCUCUGAUGGGUAGGUUAGAGUCCACAGAAAAAGACAGUGCUUCUCUCAGAUAUGAAGUACGCGUGCUAGAUAAGGAGCUUGAGAUCCGAAAUGAGGAAAGAGAGUUUAACCGCAGAACAGCUGAUGCAUCUCACAAGCAACACUUAGAGAGUGUGAGAAGAAUUGCAAAGUUAGAAGCAGAAUGUCAGAGGCUGCGUCUCCUAGUCCGCAAGCGGUUGCCUGGCCCUGCUGCCUUGGCUAAAAUGAAAAGUGAAAUAGAAGUCCUUGGAAGAGAUUCAGUUGAAGUGAGCAGGAGAAGGUCAAAUUGCAGUCCUAUUGGUUUAGUGAUUGACUCAGCUGUUGGAAACUCUGCUGAAUCUCCCAGCAAAAAGAUCAACUUUCUGACUGAGCAGUUAUGUGCCAUGGAAGAAGAAAACAAGACUCUUAAAGAAGCCCUUGAUAAAAAAACAAAUGAGCUCCAAUUUUCGAGAACCAUGUAUGCUCGCACAGCUUCCAAAUUAUCACAGGUUGAGUCACGUUUUGAUGAAUUGCCAAAAGGACAGAUAGCCUUAGAGAGAUCGAGGAGCGUGCUUAUGCCACAGGAGCUCUCUCUGGCCUCAAUGUCUGAGAUUGGCAGUGAUGAUAAGGUUAGUUCUGCUGAAUCUUGGGCUUCUGCUUUGAUUUCAGAAAUGGAGCACUUCAAACAGGGAAAGCAAAAAGGGUCACCAACAAACAGAACCAUAGGAGUUUCAGAUAUAUCCCUGAUGGAUGACUUUGCUGAAAUGGAAAGACUUGCAAUAGUCUCAGUUGAUAAGCAGCUCGAAAGUCCUCAUGUUUCUUCUGACAAUGUUAAUGCAAUUGGUCAGGAGAUAAUUCCAGUAUCAGAAUCUCGCUCUGGGGUAUCAAACCAGGUGAUCAAGUCCAAAGACAAAGCUUCUGGUUGGCUACAGGACAUUCUGAAAGUCGUGUUGGAGCAAAAUCGUGUCACACAAAGAAAACCUUGUGAAAUACUGGAGGAUGUUAGAAUAGCUCUGGAAAAUAUAAAUGAUACAAGCCCUGCAGAAUAUGUUGAUACAAGGCAAAGCUCAACACAUUCAAAUGGAUUAAACUCCCCUCAUGUUGGUGGAUACAUAUCAUGGAAACCUAUGUAUUCAGUGACUGAUUCACCAGGUGGAGUUACUGAAGCUGAGGCCUUUUCAAUGGAUAAGAGCCAUCAGCAAGUCCAGUCAGAUCUCGGCAAAUCACUCUGCAAGAUUAUUGAGCUUAUUGAAGGGGUUGCUUUCUCAUAUGCUGAUUAUGGUAACUCAGAGACAUUGACCAGAAAGGAUGGGGAUUUUUUGCCAUUUAAGAAUACAGAAACUCCUCCAGGCUACGUGGUCCGUGUUUUGCAGUGGAAAAAGUCUGAACUAUGUGCUGUAUUACAGGAAUUUGUCCGUGCUUGUUAUGAUCUUUUGAAUGGAAAAUCUGAUGUGAACAUGUUUGCCCAAGAAAUAUGUUCUGCUUUGGACUGGAUUAUGAACCAUUGCUUUUCCAUCCAAGAUGUUUCAAGCAUGAGAGAUGCAGUCAAGAAGCAUUUUGAUUGGGAUGAAUCACGGAGUGAGUAUGAAGCAGAGGUUGUUGCUUCAAAUGGACAUCACAACUACUUUGAGAAGAAGGAUGAAAGUCAUCAAUCUACUAUCAGGGACGAAAAUAGAAAGAUAAGAGAGGAGUUGACUAAUAUUGACUCUGCAAAGAGAGACUUAGAAGCGAGGCUCCAGUUAGCUUCUGAUAAGAGUGAGUCCUUGAUGAAUCAACUUAAGGAAUCAGAGAAAACCAUUGAGAGCUUGCAAACAGAUUUAGAAACUUUGAGAGGUUCGAAAGCAAUGUUUGAGAGCCAAAUUGAAAACCAUAAGUUGAUGAAAGAAGAUGUUGAUACACAGCUUACAGAGGCCAAAGUUGAAUUAAAUAAGGCUCACCAAAAAUUAUCUACCUUGGAAAUGGAACUUGAGAACAGGAAGAGUUGCUGUGAAGAAUUGGAAGCCACAUGUCUUGAACUACAGAUCCAACUUGAAAGUAUGACGAAAAAUGAAAUCCCGAACUCUGAACUCCAUCAGGAUGAGAGCCAACUCCGGACUGAUUGGGAGAUAACGGCCGCUUCAGAAAAGUUGGCUGAGUGCCAAGAGACAAUUCUAAACCUAGGGAAGCAGUUAAAGGCAUUGGCCUCACCAAGCGAAGCAGCCCUGUUUGACAAGGUCAUCUCUACAUCCACUGACACAAAUACGAUCUCUGUCACCACUUCGACAAGCACAGCCUGGACUUCACCCAAGAACAAAGUACUGAUCCAAAGGUCCUCUUUGCUAGAUCAGAUGCUAGCAGAGGACACUGAUAAAGUGAAGGACACCGAAUCGGUCAAGUGCAAAGAAAGCAAUAUCAAUACCAGUUCCACCGUCAUUUCCAAUAAGGUGAUCGAGCCUCUUGAGAAGGUACUUGUUUUGAAUGGAAUUAAACACCAGGAUGAUGGUGUUGCAACUAAUUCUUUGGCCAUUGUACCUAGCAAGAAAAGGGGAGGUGUAAAUUUGUGGAAAAAGUUUCUAUGGAGAAAGAAGAAAUCAAACAUCAAGAAACCAUCCUUUCCAUUUGCCCCGUAAUAGGGAUCGAAUACAUUAAGGUUUGCCUCUUGUUGUUUGGAGAUCUCGUUUUUUUUGCUUUUUUGUGUGUAUUCUACUGUACAUAUAACGGUUUGGCCCAGACGAGUUCUUGCACUUCAGUGGGAUAUAAGAGA